AUGUCAUCUCACGCCAACACCACCUCGCCAGCGUGCGGGCUCACAUUCUACGACUUCAACUGCAGCCGCGCGUCCGUCACAUCAUCAUCGGAGCGCGCUCAAGUGAUGUCCCUCCUCCUCUCUAUCAGCGCCAUCACCAUCGCGGGCAACCUCCUCACCAUCACGUCCAUCCUCUACUUCAGGCAGCUGCAGACUCGCACCAACAUCCUGACGCUGUCUCUCGCCGUGGCGGACCUCCUGGUGGGCCUGCUGAUCAUGCCCUUCAGCGUGAUGCGCUCCGUGCACAACUGCUGGUUCUACGGUCGCGUCUUCUGCAGGGUCCACACGUGGCUCGACUACACCUUCUGCACGUCGUCCAUCGUCCACCUCAGCUGCAUCUCGUUCGACCGCUACGUGGCCAUCAGUGACCCGCUGCGCUACGAGCAGCGCGUCACCAGAAGGGCGUGCGUCCGCAUGCUCGUGUGCUGCUGGCUCUGCCUGCUGGUCUACGGCCUCGCCUUCAUGCUGGAGUGGAACCUGGUCGGCCUGGAGGAGGAGGUGGCGCACAUUUGUCCCGACGACUGCCCGGUACUGCUGAACCUGCCGUUCGCGAUGGCCAACACGAUCUUCGCGUGCAUCGUCCCCAUGAUGCUGAUGACGCUGGCCUACGGUAGGAUUUAUCAACUGGCCAGACAGCAGGCGAGGAAGAUCACUUCCGCCGCCGUGGGCUCGAACGCGGACUCCGCUAGGAGUUCGCUGAGACGCGAGCACAGCGCCACCAUCACCAUGGGCAUCAUCGUGGGCGUCUUCAUCUCGCUCUGGAUACCGUACUUCGUGGUGUCGGUCACGGAGCCGAUAUUCGGCUACCAUGCGAGCUCCGUCACGUGGGAGGUCAUCAACUGGUUCACGUACAUCAACUCGACGGCGAAUCCCAUCCUGUUCGCCGCCUUCAACAGGCCCUUCCGUAACGCCUUCUACCUCAUCCUCUCGGGUCGAAUGUUUGCGUCGAGCUGCAGAGGAGUCGAUCUGUUCGACGUCCUGCGGGCGCUUGCUAAAGCCCGCGGAUAA
This is a messenger RNA of Petromyzon marinus (sea lamprey), 1047 nucleotides long. Its product is annotated as trace amine-associated receptor 365-like. Gene Ontology annotation, cellular component: membrane. The record is from RefSeq and is a predicted model, not a curated record. Gene Ontology annotation, molecular function: trace-amine receptor activity. NCBI's taxonomy places the organism in Eukaryota, Metazoa, Chordata, Hyperoartia, Petromyzontiformes, Petromyzontidae. Gene Ontology annotation, biological process: G protein-coupled receptor signaling pathway.